Molecule: messenger RNA, 4983 nt
Organism: Corythoichthys intestinalis (scribbled pipefish)
Lineage: Eukaryota; Metazoa; Chordata; Actinopteri; Syngnathiformes; Syngnathidae
Gene: tmem132e
Product: transmembrane protein 132E
Exons: 10
Coding region: 549-3818 (1089 amino acids)
Source: RefSeq, a predicted model, not a curated record
AACCAGCUUUUUUGUCAGUAAGGUGAGCACGUUCACUUUGAAAGCACUUCAAUAGGCGGAACCGGCAAAUCCCCGGUCCUCUCCGUGCACAUAAACCAGCCAGACGACCACCAUUCCGGGUUUCCAUGAGUCAAAAGAAUCGCGGAGGCUUGGUGGGACUCCGGUGAACACGAGGAUGCUCCGCGCCAUCCGCCUCCACAGCCCCAAAGUAAAACGGGAAUAAGCGAAGGGGGAAAAAACUCGCCGGACUUCACUCGGUGCUUUUCCCUCGCCGGAUAACGAGCCACGCCGAACGAGCCAGCAACCCUUGGAAUCAGUCGUGACCACCCGUCCCUAAAAUGCACUUCCAACCCCGCGUCCUCCCUCGGAAGAAGCCCGAGAAGCAGGGGGGGCGCGAACGCUCUUUUUUGGCCGGGAGAGGACGCACAUUGGCAGGGCUCGGCUUGUGAAGUCCUCCGGACUGAGAGCCAGCCAUCCAGUCGUCGAUCCAUCUGAGAGAGAUCAACUCAUUCUGGGAUUUAAAAACUCCACCUGCUGGGAAUUCUACCAUGUCAGGUGCACGGGAUUGCACACGGACGCUCCUCAUCUACGUGGUGGUGGAGGCGCUUUCAUACGCUCUCGCAGGCAAAAUCGCUCCAACCAGUUCCGAUGCCCUCCUCAGUUCCUCACCGGUGACGGCCAAUCCCUCACCGCCUGCCGUCUACCUGCCAGCCAGCUUCAAGAUGUCCAACGUACAGCUGGCCUUCUUUUUGCGAGAGGCGGCUCAGCCGUCAGGGCGCAACCUGGGCGGGAUCGGCGGAAGUCCGGGCGGCGGACACCCGCUGCAGCGUUCGGAGAGUUUUGUGGUUUUCCAGACAAAGGAGCUGCCAGCGGUCAACAUUAGCUUAGGGCCUUUUGCCCGUGACCAGACGCUGUCCAAGGAGUUGCUCCAGCCGACCAGCACGCUGGACAUCCCCGGCCAGCUGACGGUCAACUGGAAGGUCCGCGCCUUCAUCGUCCAGUCACGGGUGUUUUCCAACAACCCCACUGUGCAGGUGUUCUUCUACAUUGCCGGCCGUGAUUGGGAUGACUUCAAAGCCCAGGACACACUGCCUUGUGUACGCCUGCACGCCUUCCGAGACGUACGGGAGAUUAAGACCUCGUGCCGCAUGAAAGGCAACUUAGCGCAGUGCUUGGCCCAGAUGGAACUGCCGGCCUCCUGGUUCAACGCCAACGUGGCCCCGCUGGGCCGCCGCAAGGGCUCCGGCGGGGACGGGCUUUUAGACGGGAUGGCCGGCGAGACCCUGCAGGCCGAGCUUUACUACACUCUGCACGAGCCCGAUGCGGAUGGCGACUGUGACGAGUCGACGAGCCGCCGUGGUGCCCGUGGGGAGGCGCCGUCGCAGCACCCUCUCUUGCGCAUCGGAAGCAUCAGCCUGUAUCAGGCCAGCCAGGAGCAGCUUCUGGUGGACAAGCAGCUAGACAAGAACAUGUUCCUCAGGCUGCCCGAGAAGCCCCUCAAGCCCGGGGAGACCCUCAGGAUCUUCUUGUACUUGAUGCCCAACUCCACUGUGGAACAGUUCAGCCUCAAGGUGAAAGCAAAGAAAGGGGUGAACUUGAUCCAGACCAAGUCGAAGAACGCCCAGUGGAAGGUGGACUGGGAGGUUUUGUCUGGUGCCAAGCAUUCCAUUACCACCAUUAAUGUGAACAAGAACAAAGCAGUGAAGCAAGGGGAGUUGGUGGACAACGCCGAAGUAAUGCAGUUGGACUUUGAGAUGGAGAACUUCACCAGCCUGUCGGUGACGCGACGAAUCAACUGGAACAUCGACUACAAGGGACAGAGCCCCGCCCUCGAGUCGGAGAAGGUGGUCACCGAGCUAACUGUGGUCCAGCGGGACAUACAGGCCAUACUGCCCUUGGCCAUGGACACGGAAAUCAUCAACACGGCCAUCCUGACCGGUCGCACGGUAGCCAUCCCCGUCAAGAUGGUGUCCAUCGAGAUGAACGGCGCCGUCACAGACGUGUCCGCAUUCGUGCAGUGCAAGUCGGCCAACGAGGACAUCGUGAAGGUCUCCGUGAAUUGCGACUAUGUGUUUGUCAACGGCAAGGAGACAAGAGGCUCGAUGAACGCCAGGGUCAUCUUCAGCUAUGAGCACCUGAGCGCUCCUCUGGAGCUCACCGUCUGGGUGCCCAAGCUCCCCCUGUGGGUGGAACUGUCUGACAACAACCUGAGCUUCAUCAAAGGGUGGAGGGUCCCCAUUCUGCCUGACCGCAGGAGCACGAGGGACAGCGAGGCGGACGAAGAUGAGGACGACCGCCGGGUUAGCCGUGGCUGCACGCUGCAGUACCAGAGGGCACUGGUCAAAGUGCUGACGCAGUUCCACACCACGUCCAGUGAAGGCACUGACCAAGUCAUCACCAUGCUGGGGCCCGACUGGCGGGUAGAUGUCACCGACCUGGUCCAGGACUCGCUCAAGGUGGCCGAUCCGCGCGUCGCCGAGCUGGUGGACAGGACGGUUCUAGUGGGCCUGGAGCUAGGAUCCACCGUCUUAAAGGUGGACUCUCCUCUAGCAGUGGACGCGUCGCUGGGCCAGGCGGCCUUCUCCGUCACCGACGACAAAGUCUCCAUCAGCCAGCUGCGCGUUCACGCCAUCUCAGGCUUGAGCCUGUCGCUGCAGCCCAGCCCCGGCAACAGCCACACCAUGGUCGCCAAGGCGACCGGCCUCCAGACGCUCGGCGCUCCCAAGCAGGAAGCCAGCUUGUCUGUGUGGAUGCUCUUUAGCGACAACACGGCCGCCACGCUCUCCUACUUUGACCCCAAGGACUACAACUUCAACGCUUCCACUCUGGACGACAAGGUGGUCACCGUGUCCCAGGAGCCUCAGCAGCGUUGGCCCGUGGUGGUGGCGGAGGGCGAAGGCUCCGGAGAGCUGGUGCGCGUGGAGAUGACCAUUGGCGAAGCCUGCCAGAAAACCAAGCGCAAGAGCGUCAUCGCUUCGGCGUCCGUCUACGUCAGGGUGCGUUUCGGCCCCGAGGAGGACGACUCAGAUGAAGAGGUGACAACCGAGAGCGAGGUGGAGCCCCCUCCUGUCACCGGACGGCCGGCGGCCGAUUCCGACCCCGGUGGGAGAAUUUACGAGACAUCCAACGAGCAACCGGCCAGUGUUCCCAUCGACUACACCAACUUUCCCACGGCGGGCAACCGGGAGCAACCCACGGAAAUGGACGAUGAAGAGGAAGAGGAUGAGGAGGAAGAUGACUUCAUACACUCGCCCCGUAACAUGACAGACCUGGAAAUUGGCAUGUACGCCCUCUUGGGGGUCUUCUGUCUCGCCAUCCUGGUGUUCCUCAUCAACUGCAUCGUCUUCGUGCUCAAGUACCGUCACAAGCGCAUCCCGCCCGAGGGCCAGGUCAACAUGGACCACUCGCACCACUGGGUCUUCCUCGGCAACGGCCAGCCUCUGAGAGCCCAGUGCGACCUGUCUCCACAGCAGGUGGACAGUCCCACCAACCCCCUGGAUGGCGUCCAGACGUGCUGCCACGGGGACCACCACAGCAGCGGCAGUUCGCAGACCAGCGUCCAGAGCCAGGUGCACGGACGCGGCGACGGCAGCUCCGGCGGCUCGGCCAAGGAGAGCGGAGAAGAGGCCAGCUCGCCGACAUCCAAACGCAAGCGGGUUAAGUUCACCACCUUCACCACACUGCCCACCGAGGACCUGCCCUACAACUCCAUCCCCGUUGCCGAUGAGGAGGACAUCCAGUGGGUGUGUCAGGACAUGGGAUUCCAAGACCCCGAGGAACUGCACGACUACAUGCGCAGAAUAAAAGAAAUCGCCUGAGAAAUUAUUCCGGAAAAAAAUGGCUCCUUUUUAUCAUAAACUUUGGAAGAAAGAGAGAGACGGGGAAAAAAAGGCCAACUGUCGUUUCGGUUAGUUUGUUACGUUUAGUUUGCACAGUGCUGUAAUCUUAUCACACUAAACAAAACAAAAAAGAGACGGACGCAUAAAGGAAGCCAAAGACUCGACGACCCGGAGAGCGACGGCGGCGGCGGCGAACAAAGAGGCCUUUGAUGAACACUCAAAUACUGUCAAAGACUCUCGUGAAAAAAAAAAAGUUUUUUUUUCUGCCAAAGUAGGUACUUUUUCUUCAUCGUCUUUUUGUUAGUUAUGAUUUGCUUACAUUUUCUACAUGUCACGGCCAGUCGGAAGCCCCGUCAAAGACGACUACCCUUCCACUCCCGCCCCUUUUGUCCAAUGCCUUACAACCACGCUCACUCAUAUUCCCGGCGGCUCGGAGGCGGUGUAGCGUCUACUCUGUAGCAAGCAGCUUUGUGUCUAGGGUGAGGAUCUUUACAUGGAAGGAUGAGGCGCAAUCACUUUUUCAUUUUUUUUUAUAUGGUUUGCACCUAAUCCCAGUUACAUGUCAUUUUUAAUCUGAGAAGCGAGUACGCGUAGAUUGAUUUUAUUACAGAUUACGUGGGAUUUUGGUAACUCAGCGUUUGGGUUACGGAAAACGUGAUUAAUAAUCUGGGUAAAUUUUCAGUCUGGGUAGCAAUUUAUAGCAACAAUUUAUGGAUACCCUAUUUUGCAUUUUACAUGUAGUUUGGGUAAUCUGUACGGUAUCCACCAAUCUGGGUAACAUAUAUUAUGAGUACCAUUCUGUGCUAUGUCAUCCAGGUCAUUUUCUCUAAGUAGCAAGUAUGUCGGGUUGCCCUAAAUUACAAAUUACAUGUAAUCUACAGUAUACAUGAGCCAUGUUACAUUGAAACUAGUGACAAUUUGUCUUCAUUUUUGGUCUGGGUUGCAUGUAAUCUGGGCAAGGGCGUAGGUUUGGUCUCAACAUUGGUAGGAACGAUAUAAUAGCAUAAACUGCAUGUACACUAUUUGCUGGGGACGCGACAUUAAUAAGACCAAACAGAUUGGGUGAACAGAGGUCAGGGCUACAUUUCUCACGAAUAUGACCCUAAUUAUUUGAAAGGCUAAAUAAGGAGGGCUCAUUACUUUG